Ostertagia ostertagi is the source of this 1425-nucleotide messenger RNA. NCBI's taxonomy places the organism in Eukaryota, Metazoa, Nematoda, Chromadorea, Rhabditida, Trichostrongylidae. The record is from the annotation of a GenBank genome assembly.
AUGGUGGGCCCAGAGGCGACAAGCGAAGACGUACGGGUCGAGAAGGCGUCGGCUCGGAGAGCGGUCGAUGGAGGAUCCUCUCUCGUCGUUCGGAUGGUAGCCUUAAGCUAUCUUGGAGCCGCAAUCUACGAUCAAGCUCACACUGCUAUCAAACUGCUUCGUGAUGUCGGUGAAGAUCACGAAUUUCGCCUAUUGGCAGCUUUGCUGGAACAAGAAGAACCAACUACUGUUCUUUCUAACAAAGCACAAGAUGUUCGACUGUGGCUUGAUUUAGGUGGGCAAGAUUCACCUCCAGAAGAUGUUUACGUUGAAAAUUCGAGUGAUCUGGAAGGGACGGGUGUUACGCAGUCCUCCGACUCAUUAGCCGACACUGGAGAAAUUUCCUCGAAAUCGGACGACUUAGUUGUCCGAUCAGUGACUGCUGAAAGUGGAAACGAAGAAGCGAAAGAAGUGGAGGAAGAAAGCGAAAAAUCUGGCGAAAGGGACGAGGUUUCUGAUGACGAAGACGCGGACUUGGACCCUAAACCUCCUACGCUGAUAUUUCUUCCGAAUAACGCUUAUAAUUAUGAGUCAGGCUUCAGACGCAUUUCGGAAUUAUUUGCCGAGGAGUGCUUCACCGAGUCUGAGAAUCAAUUGGUUACAAGAUUUCGGAUCGAUAUAACAUCAAGAAAUAUGUUUAUGGUGCGCGCUUUGGAUGCAUUGCUGACUGUUACCUGGAUUCCGGCUCGCAUAGGUGUACUCAAUGUCCGUACUCCCGUUACCGCUAUCAAAACGAUAGUCGUAGCGGAAAUGGUUGAAAUCGACAAGGCUACGUAUCAUGCCCUCGAUAUUUUUGCAGAUAGUAAAAAGGCGGAGUAUAUCCUCAACCGCCUGAGGUCUGGUACAGCAAAGGUGAAACACUGGGAAAACCUUUACAAGAUGAUUUCGAAAUGCUGUGUCCAUUGGCAGAUAUAUGGAAAAUUCGACUUUCGCGAUUCGCUUGUAGAAAACCGUCUUGUAGUGAAUUCCGGUGUUGAUCCUGAAUUGGAUAAAGCGAAAGAACUCUACCGACGGCUGCCUGGAAUACUCACGCAAGUUGCACAUGACGAAUCGAAGCGUCUCCAGGCUGAUACUUGUUCGGUGGCCUAUGUGCCAAUGAUUGGAUAUUUAUUAGCUGUACCGUACGACUUCAACGUAGAGCAAUUUGAUGACCUUCAAGUGAUCUACUCUACGGAUAACACAUUGAAUGUGAAGAGUGAACGAAUGAGAGAACUCGAUGAAGAACUGGGCGAUGUGAAGAUGAAAAUAAUUGAUAAGGAAACUACCAUUGCCAUCAGAAUGUCUUCCCUAAUAUUAUCGCGUUCUGCGCUACUGCUGGGAGUUGAACGCGUUACCAUCUUUGUUGGAUGCGGCGAUUUCGCUUGCACUGACGGCAAGACAAUUGGG